Molecule: messenger RNA, 1440 nt
Organism: Melanotaenia boesemani (Boeseman's rainbowfish)
Lineage: Eukaryota; Metazoa; Chordata; Actinopteri; Atheriniformes; Melanotaeniidae
Gene: otol1b
Product: otolin 1b
Exons: 4
Coding region: 1-1422 (473 amino acids)
Molecular function (GO): protein binding
Source: RefSeq, a predicted model, not a curated record
AUGGUUAUACUCAUUGUGGUGUCCUUCGCUGAAGCCAAGACUACACAGAAACCAAAAUACCAGUACACAAAGAAACCCAUACCUCAGGUCACUGUGCACAACCCCAUCACCACGAGUGUGCCCAAGACUCUCAAGAUAGUGGAGACCCCGAAUCCUGUGCAACCACAGCCACAGCCCACCACAGAGAGGACUCCCUACCCAAGUCAUAUGUUUCCACAGUACUACAGUGAUUAUACUGAGCCCCCUGGUGUUGGACUUGAGAAUUACACCCUGGAUUACAACGAGUGCUACUUCAACUUCUGUGAGUGCUGUCCACCUGAGAGGGGCCCCAGGGGCCCGAAGGGAGACAGAGGCUUGGCAGGACCACCAGGUGAACGAGGCACUCCUGGAGCAGCUGGUUUACCUGGAUCACCUGGAUUUAGUGGUCCUAUGGGUCUUAAAGGUGACAAAGGGGAUAAAGGGGACAGAGGAAACAGUGGGAUAACCGGGUCACCAGGAAUUUCAGGGAAACCAGGUCAAAAAGGUGAUAUUGGCUACAAAGGUGACAAAGGUGAAACAGGAUUGCAGGGUGUGAAAGGUAACAGAGGGGAGAAAGGAGAACCUGGCCAGAAUGGGACUGCUGGAGAGAAAGGAGAACCAGGACAACAGGGGCCAGUUGGACCUCCAGGAACAGCCGUUCUGCAGGGUCCGAAGGGAGAGAAAGGGGAUAAAGGGGAGUGUGGCAUAUUUGGGGACAGAGGACCACAAGGUCAAACAGGGGAACCUGGGGCCCCUGGCAUUCCAGGUGGAAUGGGAAUUCCAGGACUUAAUGGCAAACAUGGUGCCCCUGGCCCUGUAGGCGUUCAAGGAGAUCCGGGACUUCCCGGGCCUCCAGGAGAACCAGGGAUGAGAGGGUCUCAGGGACUACAAGGCAUAAGAGGGAUGCCUGGGCCAAAAGGGGAUAGAGGUUACCCUGGAAUGAGGGGAGAAAGGGGUUUUCGUGGUCCCAAAGGAGCUAAGGGAUCAGGAAUUCCCCAGAAACGUUCUGCCUUCAGUGUAGGUAUCUCUCCAAGAAGAUCCUUCCCUCCCUCUGGUUUCCCAAUUCGCUUUGACAAAAUUUUCUACAAUGAAGAGAACCACUUCAACAUCACUUCCAACCGCUUUACAUGUGUCCACCCUGGGGUUUAUGUCUUCUCCUUCCACAUCACUGUGCGUAAUCAGCCACUGCGAGCCACUCUGGUAGUGAAUGGGUCACGUAAAGUGAGGACACGGGACUCUCUGCAUGGUCAAGACAUCGACCAGGCGUCUACUCUGGUGGUACUACGGCUGGCAGCAGGUGAUCAGGUGUGGAUGGAGACAUUCAGAGACUGGAAUGGGGUGUAUGCCAGCAGUGAGGAUGACAGUGUCUUCUCUGGUUUUCUGCUUUACUCAGACAAAGCCUGACACCCAUUAGUGCUUUAC